Messenger RNA from Peromyscus maniculatus bairdii (prairie deer mouse), 2902 nucleotides. The record is from RefSeq and is a predicted model, not a curated record. NCBI's taxonomy places the organism in Eukaryota, Metazoa, Chordata, Mammalia, Rodentia, Cricetidae.
GAAUGGAAAACUCUGUACUUUCCCAGGACUGGGCAGAGCAAGGAUCACCCCACUUCAGCCUCCUGAGGGUGCCAAGAAUCAAUUCCCUAACUCCCUGCUCAGCUGGCCAUGGCCCAAAUACCCCCAAGCACCUCCACCCACAAGAUCUCUCACUUCUGAGGAAGAUCCAGAUUGCAUACACCCACUCAUCCUUUGCCUACCCGGUCCAGCCCCCAAAGCCAGUGUGUGGCACUCAUGGGACCACACUGAUGGGCAAAGACUCAAGGCACCUGGGCCAGCUGUCUGGCAGGGCCAACCGAUGACUGAGUGAUCACCUGCCAAGACCCAGUGCUGACCCGAACCCCCAAGAUUGUUCAGUGAACACUCCUGCCCCCAAGAGGAUGGGACGACAAAAGACAAAGGUUCCUGAAGAACCAGGGGACCCCCUGGAUAUCUCCCUGGACCCAGGUCCUGACACCAACUACCUGGCUCCCUAUAAUAAGGAGAUUGUCACGGUCACUGUGCAUGGAGCUACCAACCUUCCUGCCAGCAAGGACGGCUCUGAGCCGUGGCCCUAUGUGGUGGUAAAAACCACAUCAGAGGAAGCCACCGCUCCCAGCCCCAAAGCAGUGACCUCUGUGACCUCAGAACCCACCAGAGCACCCAUCUGGGGGGACACAGUGAAAGUGGAGAUCCAGGCGGAGGAUGCAGGACGAGAAGGUGUCAUCCUCAAGGUGAUGGACAACAAUAAGAAGGAGGAGCUGGUGUCCUAUGAAAUCCCCAUUAAAUACCUGCGUGUAUUCCACCCAUACCACUUUGAGUUUAAAAAGUCUGAGAAAGCUGAUGAUGCCACGGCCAAGACCCGCCUCUACGCCACCGUGGUUCGGAAGGGCAGCUUGCUACCCCAAUACAUUGGCUGUGACCAUACAGCUCUGGAGGUCUUCCUUCGGGGGAUCAACGAGCCCCUGGUCAACAGCCCCAACCCCAUGGUGGUGAUCGCUCGGGUGGUUCCCAGCUACACGGAGUUUAAGGCCAGCCAGGCCAGGCGGGACCCUGCCUCUGUGGGGCUGCCCCUCACCCAGAUUUCUGUCCCUAUCUCAUCACCAAUGAACUUUGAUGUGCCUCGGGUCAGUCAGAACGGGUGUCCUCAGCUGUCCAAGCCUGGGGGACCCCCAGAGCAGCCCUUAUGGAACCAGUCCUUCCUCUUCCAAGGCCGAGAUGGAGCCACCAGUUUCUCAGAGGACACAGCCCUGGUGCUAGAGUAUUACCCUUCUGCCUCAAUGAAAAGCAGUGAACCAUGGACCCUCAAGCAGCCCCUGGGUGUCUCCGUGCUACCACUAAAAUCUCGUCUCUACCACAAGAUGUUGACAGGAAAAGACCUGAAAGGGCUGUGCGUGGAACGGCUCCCCAUCACUGACACCCACCUAAAGACCAUCAGUGGAGAGCCCCCCACAGUGAAUCUCUCCUUCCAGCUCCUGUCCUCUGAGAGGCCAGAAAACUUCUUGACACCAAACAAGAGCAAGGCUCUGCCCACUCUGAACCCCAAGAUCCUAGAUGAGAAUCUGGGUGCCAUCCGUGAGUCCUGGUCCAUGAGCUCCUCAGACCCCUCUCAGGAAGCCGAGGAGCCUCAGACAUUGCGUGACAUGCUGCCCAAGCAUGUGAUCCGAAGCCCAGAGCUCCAGUCCAGAAGGCAGGACAGGCUUCUGGCAGUCGGGGGACAGCAGCAGGAAAAGACUGAGGGAAAGGAGAUGAACAACUACCGGCGGGCCUUGCAGAAGAUGGCAGAGGACAUCCUGGCACUGAGGAAGCAAGCCAACAUCCUGGAGGAGGAGAACCGUAUGCUGAGGAGCCAGCUGACUCAGCAGAGCAUGGAAGAAGAACAGAGCAGAGCUGAAGAGGAGAGCCUGGCAGUGUCCAUGAAGCAGAGUCUACUGCUGAGUGAACUGGAUAUAAAGAGGCUGCGAGACAGGGUGCAGCACCUGCAGAAUGAGCUGAUCCGGAAGAAUGAUCGAGAGAAGGAGUUGCUGCUUCUGUACCAGGCCCAGCAGCCCCAGGCUGCACAGCUGAAGCGGUACCAGGACAAGCUGCAGAAGAUGAAGGCGCUGGAGGACACUGUACGGCACCAGGAGAAGGUGAUUGAGAAGAUGGAGCAAGUGUUGGAAGAAAGGCUCCGUGAGAAGAAGGAGCCGGCACCCGCAAACAGGCCACAGGGGAAUCCCAACAUGGGUGGACCUGCUCCCCCAGCCUUCCCCGCGUUCACAGCCUCUGGCAUUCGCAUGGGCCCCACGGGAGAGAGCGUGGCUGUCGAUCUUUACUCCAUGCUGCUGGCAGAAAACACAAGGCUGCGGGCAGAGUUGGAAAAGAACCGCCAGCAGUCAGCCCCCAUCAUUCUGCAGCAGCAGGCCUUGCCGGUGGAUCCCAGGGAGUUGGGAGCAGGUGGAGACUUGGCAGAGAGGCUACGAGACACAAAUGGCCCAGGCCACUCCAAGUACACGGAGAUCUUGCCAGCGCAGGAUCUCCUUGGUGGUACUUCAGACAAGUUUAACCUCCUCACCAAGCUAGAACAAGCUCAGAAUCGGAUCUUGUCCCUGGAAAACCAGCUAGAGGACUCAGUUCGCCGCUGGGCACAAGAGAAGCAAAACUUGGCCAUACGGCUUCAGGAACAACAACAUGGCUUUGGACACCCAUCAAACUCCAUUAUCAUAGACCAGCCUAAUGCUGGAGCAACCAAGGAUCCCCAGCAGCCCUCCAAACUGGAACCCUCUCUGCCCAGCUCAGACAUGAAGCUCAACAGACCCUCAAACUCCCAGAUGGAGACCUCUAACCCCCAGAAGACCUGAGCCUGGAGCUGGCCUCCUUCCCCAUAUGCUGGGGAGUCAUCCCCACCCCAAAGAUGUCUUUAGUAAAUGCUAUAACUCAAUAA